AUGUCAAGAAUUGUAAUCCAGCAAUUAUGUUUUAACAGAGUGAACUAUUUAAAUGCAUUAAAAGCUAUAAAUAUCACACAAUACAGGUAUAAAGCUGACAGAUUUGGACAUACGUUUGCGUUCAUUCAAGAAGGAGCUGAAAUAAGGGAACUACCACUGAUUGUACGUAAUGUAUGUAGUAACGAAAUUUGCUGUAAUGAAGAAUGUACUGGAACUGGAGAAACAGAAAUUAAUAAUGAUGAACUAGUCAACAAAUUAAAUAAUCUAAAGAAUGAAACAGAUCGCAAAAAAGCUGAUGAAGAAAUUGUAGAUGUUAUUCGGGGCUUUAAAAAAUGUUCCUCGGUAAAAUCCCUAGUGGAUCUACUAGAAAUAGUAAUGCUUGAUGAGAUAACUCCAGCGGUAGCGUUAUGUGCUCUGAAAAAAAUAGUAGAACUAGAGAACUUUAAAUUUCAUGUAGCAACAAAUAAAUUAUCAUCAUUCUUAGAUACCAAACCAAAUAUAGAUUAUACCAAAACACCAAUAUUAGAAAAACUGCUGGAAAUUAUUAUGAAAGGAGAUAAUAACUCUGCUGUUGUUGGAACACUAGAAUUAAUACCUAUCGAUCGUGUUCGAGUAUUGCCAUUAGACACAUUUAAAAAUAAAAUAUCUGAAGAAAUUUUAUGCCGAGUGACCGAAAAUAAACUGAAUAUAGAUAAUUUAUGUAGAUCAAUCGAUGCAUUUUCUAAAUUAAAUGAAGUCAAGACCGCAGACCAACUUUGGAUUGGAAUAAUGGAAAAAUCUGAUCAAAUAAAUGAAAAAAAUGUAAUUCAAGUUUUCAGAAUUUUACACCUGUUAAAGAAAAGUAGAAAAACCAUUAUGAACCUGUUAGAGAGACGUUUAAAGCACUUUUGGCAUCAUCUCUGUACUAAUGACUUAAUAGAAAUGUUGUAUAUAAUACGAUUAACAAAGUCCAAUUCAAAUAUUAUCCUAAAGACUAUAUCCAGGUGGAUUAAUACAAACAUACACACAAUGAGUGAAAAUAAUCUAACUUCAAUUGUAAAUGAGUUAAAUAAUUCUAACUAUGUAGAUAUUGGUAUUGUAAGAGCAUUAGAACGCUAUAUAAAAGCCAAACACAGUACCAUAAACAGUCCUUUAUUAAUGGUAGAAAUUAUGAACUACUGUUCAAAGUUUAAUGUACGUUCAGAAAAUAUUUUUGAAGGAUGUGCCAAAUACAUAAUUCAGUUCGGUUCCAAUAUUACUCCUUCUCAAUUUAGAGAUUUGUUUUGGCCAUUUGGCCAGCUCAACUACAAACCUAAAUCAGCUUUAGAGUUUUGGAUAAAAGUGGAAAGUAUAAUGAAUAAAGAGUUUCAUAACUUAAAGACACAUGAAACAAUAGAUAUAUUAUUGUCUUGUGUUUAUUUAGAGAAACAGCCAUUGAACUUUGUCCACAGGGUAUUUAAUACUUCUUUUUUACAUAAUUUAUACGACGGAGGAGGUAAUAAUAACUACACAAAAACAAAAUUAAAAAUUAUCGACCAGUGUAUGACAUUAGAGUGUGAUCACUAUCGAGGGCCAGUGUUACCCAGAGACAAAUUUGCAAAGAGCAUUUGGUGCGACUAUAGAAUAAAACGACUCUUAAAAGAAAUCAAUAGUACCCUUGAAAAUACUUUCCAAGGCUACAAAAUUUCUUAUUCGACCAUUUUAAGCCAACUACCACUUAUGAGUAUUUACAUAAUUGAUGCUUUAGUACACCCAGUUAAAUUUGAACUUAACAGUAGAUACAUUAAUUUCAAGAAACAUCCUGGUCUAUGCACUGUGAUUUUAGUUCAUUUGCCUGAACACUAUUGCUGGGAAAAAGAACACUUAACUGGUAUUGAAACCACUAGAAUAAGACAUUUUCGAAAAAUUGGAUUAAAUGUCAUGUCCAUCAACUACAAAAAAAUAUUAGAACUCAAGUACCCUGCUGAACUGACCGAAUAUAUUAACAAUAGUUAUAAAAGUAUGUUAGCUCCUUGUUAA
Macrosiphum euphorbiae (potato aphid) is the source of this 1998-nucleotide messenger RNA. The record is from the annotation of a GenBank genome assembly. Lineage: Eukaryota; Metazoa; Arthropoda; Insecta; Hemiptera; Aphididae.